CAUCAUCAUCCAUCGCCAUCGUUCAUCGCCAUCCACCAUCCACCGCCAUCCACCUCUGCCUUUGAUAUCGUGUCUGCUUACUAUCUGUCUCGCCCACAGACUCUCCCUCGUCUGCUGUCCGCUGAGCUCGCAGCCGUGCAUCCACACUUUCCCUGCUCCCUCGCUCUGCCCAUCCAACCACGCCGUCCGGCUGCUUCCUCGAGCCAUGUCUUUCUCCUCGACACCGCUGCUUGUAUCCAAGCCCCAGGGCUACCACUCUAUCGUCUCGCCGUCGCCCCUGGCUCCCGGAUCGCACCUGUCGCCUCCUCACCAUGCGCCUUCUCCCGGAAGCGUCUCGCCCAGCCCUCCACCGACGCUCCCGUCGGCGCUCCAUCCAGCCGCCAUGCGUUUCUUCCGGAGCCAGAACCAAGAUGCCAGCAUGAACGACCAGGACGAGCCUUCCUCGCCCCAGGUCCUCUUCGAUUACUCGCGUCAGUUCAUCCAGGAGCUCUGGAGAACAUCCAAUACUUCGCUCGUGCCGCUGCAAAAUCUCCAGAUCGCGCCCAAGCCCCGCUUGCUGUCGCUUGAUAUCUUCCGGGGACUGGCCCUGGUUUCUAUGAUCAUCGCAAACUACCAAAUCGAAGACAGCGCGUUCUCGCUGCUGCUUCAUGCCGACUGGAUCGGACUGACGCUUGCCGAUCUGGUCUUUCCGUCCUUCAUCUUCAUAUGCGGCGUGGCCGUCCCCCUUUCGUUCUAUAUCCGUGAGCACGACUCGAAAACCAUCUUUGUCCGCUCGCUGUGGCUGUUUUUGAUCGGAAUGCUGUUCAAUGCGGUGCCGAGCCUCAUAUCCCAGUCCUGGGUUUCAUAUCGCCCGCUUGGUGUUCUGCAGCGCAUCGCAAUCGUGUAUUUGGUCUGCGCCUUGACAUACAAGCACCUGUCGUGGUUCGCCUUCCGUUGGAUCGUUCCCGUCGUCCUCAUCGUUUCCUGGCUCUAUCUUUCGCUGCUCUUGCCGCUGCCUGAAUGCAACCCCACUCAGUCGCUUCAGAUUGUCCUGGACCUUGACCUGGAACACCGCUGGGCCCCUCCUGAGUGCACGUCGCAGUCGUUCAUCGAUCGCCUGGUGUUUGGACAAAGCCACCUCUACGGCGGGCACGUCUUUGACAACGAAGGCAUUCUAUCGACCCUCAUGGCGAUCCUCACAGGCUGGAUCGGUGUCCUCGUCGGGGUCGGACUUUUGCGCUGCCUCCAUGUCGAUUACACCGACGGACGAUGGCGGAUCAAGGUCAUGCAGAAGAUGGUGGCAUCGGGCCUGAUCUUCAUCAUCGUCGGCACCAUCCUGAAUCAGCUUGGCUGGAUCCCGGUCUCCAAGAAUCUGUGGUCGCUGAGCUUUGUGCUGGUGUCGGGCGGCAUCAGCUUGAUGCUGCUGACACUCAUCUAUGUGAUAGCGGACUACAGCGACUUCAAGUACGGCUCCACUCCGUUCGUGGCGCUGGGGCGCAAUUCGCUGCUCAUCUACAUCUGCAGCGAGUGUGUCGCCUGGACCACCACCACGAUCACCCUCAGCGACGGCCCGGACUCCGAGUCGAGAGCCACCCUGUGGCUGUGGCUGUUCCGGAACCUUGGAUUCGCGACCCACCUCCCUGCGGGAUGGAACAGUCUCAUCUGGUCGCUGGCCUGGUGCCUGCUCGUAUUUAUUCCCUUUGCCAUCUACAUGAAGCACAAAAAGUACUUUGUCAGACUCUAGACUCUGUCAAAACGCUCUCUCCCCCCCCCUCACUCCUCACCUUCCGAAACCAACACUUGCGCUCAGCCGUCUCUUGCCACCCUAUUUUAUCCAACAGUCGUUUCACGACCGAUGGCUUGCUGGCAUCGCCUUGAUAGGACCUGUCCUCUGGGCCCCACUUCCUCCGUUUGCCGUGCAACCCAGAUCGCUCUCCAACAGCUUUCC
This is a messenger RNA of Polychytrium aggregatum, 1927 nucleotides long. RefSeq lists its product as uncharacterized. The record is from RefSeq and is a predicted model, not a curated record. Lineage: Eukaryota; Fungi; Chytridiomycota; Chytridiomycetes; Polychytriales. The coding region runs from base 206 to 1723 and encodes 505 amino acids. The transcript has 4 exons.